UCGGUUCCGCAUCGGACACGAAUGUUGGCUACACUCGCUGUGGGAUGGAGUUUCGUUGACAAACACACCGUCAAAGUGCGUCCGUUAUUCAACCUGUAGCGAUUUUGGCUGACAAAACGACGAUAUAUAGUAGCCGAGCACCAUGGCGGACACCAUCAUCAUCAGGGUACAGUCCCCAGAUGGCAUGAAGAAAAUCCCUUCGACCAAGCGGGAGACUGCUGCUGCCUUUUUAAAGAAGGUGGCCAAAGAGUUUGGCUUCAACUCCAACCGCUUCUCGCUUUAUCUGAACCGCAACAAAACGGGAGAGAUCCUCUCCCAGAACAAAAGCCUCAGCCUACUGAAGAUCAAGCACGGCGACAUGCUCUUCUUGUUCCCCUCGGGUUCGCCUUCCUCCUCCUCCUCCGGCGGGGAGGUGAUGGACACCGCCGCCCCGCACUCGUCCUCGACGUCGUCAUUGCCGUCCACCUCGUUCUCGUCCUCGUCGUCCGCUUCCUCGUCCUUCCUGACGCCCCGCCCGCAGUCGGCGCCGCAGAUCCAGGAGGACAACAUCGACCAGUAUCUGACCAAGCAAGACGGCAAGAUCUACAGAAACCGAGACGCGCAGCUAUGUCGCCAUGGCGCCCUGGGGAAAUGUGUGCACUGUGUACCGUUAGAGCCUUUCGAUGAAGACUACCUGAACCACUUGGACCCGCCCGUCAAGCACAUGUCCUUCCACGCGUAUCUGCGCAAGCUGACCAGAGGAUCCGACAAGGGGAAGUUUGCCGCCCUGGAGAACAUCAGCUGUAAAAUCAAGUCUGGCUGUGAGGGCCACCCUCCCUGGCCGGAGGGCAUCUGCACCAAGUGCCAGCCCAGCGCCCUCACACUCAACAGACAGAAAUACCGACAUGUGGACAACAUCAUGUUUGAGAACCACACCAUUGCCGACCGCUUCCUGGACUUCUGGCGCAAGACCGGCAGCCAGAGGGUGGGAUACCUGUACGGCAGGUACACAGAGCACAAGGACAUCCCGCUGGGGAUCCGAGCCGAAGUGGCCGCCAUCUACGAGCCCCCCCAGAACGCGACUCAGAACAGUCUGGAACUGCUAGAGGACCCCAAAGCCGCAGCGGUGGACGAGAUCGCCGCCAAACUUGGUCUUCGUAAGGUGGGCUGGAUUUUCUCCGACCUGCUGUCCGAGGACACCAGGAUAGGGACCGUCCGCUUCACCAGAAACCAGGAUUCUCACUUCCUGAGUGCGGAGGAGUGCAUCACGGCGGGCUUCUUCCAAAAUCAACAUUCGAACGCCUGCAAACUCUCUCGCGACGGACUCUUCGGCUCCAAGUUUGUGACGGUGGUCGCGACAGGUGGUCCGGACAACCAAGUGCACUUUGAGGGCUACCAGGUGUCCAAUCAGUGCAUGGCCCUGGUGAGGGACGAGUGCCUGCUGCCCUGCAAGGACGCCCCCGAGCUGGGCUACGCUAAAGAGUCCGGUCCCGAGCAGUACGUCCCGGACGUCUUCUUCAAGGACAAAGACAAGUUUGGAAACGACGUCACCUUCCUGGCACGGCCUCUUCCCGUGGAGUAUCUCAUCAUAGAUAUCACCACAACAUUCCCAAAGGACCCCCAGUUCACCUUCAGCUCCGCUCAGCGCUUCCCCAUCGAGAACCGAGAAAUCUUCGGAGAGACGCAAAACUUCCACAGCUUAGCCGCGUAUUUGUCACUGUGCGCCUCCACGUCAUUCCUGGACAUCGUGUCCGACUUCCAUCUGCUCCUCUUCCUGGUCACCAACGAGGUCAUGCCUCUGAGGGACAGCAUCGGGCUGCUGCUGGACGCCGUCAAGACGUCCGACGAGGAUCUGGCGGACGCGUGGAAGAAGUCGGAGCAGUGGGCCACCAUCGAGCAGCUGUGCGGCACGGUCGGGGGGCAGCCGUCGGGCCCGGCGGGAUUCGACGGCACGGCCGACCCGUCGGCACCGCCGUCCUCCUCCGCCGUGUGGUCGUGCGUGCACUGCACCUUCAUGAAUCAGCCCGGUACCGAGCACUGUGAAAUGUGCAGGCUGCCCCGCAGUUAAAGAACCCCGCCCUCGAGCUGCCUCGCGCUCAUGGCGUCCUUUCCUGAGGGAGGGGGGUCCAGCAGCCCCCCCAUCAUACACCCCCUUUACUCUCGAUUAAAAGAUGAUCAGUCCUUCUACCGUCAGUAUUGAGCGCCUCCUGCUCGGAUGGUUUGGACUUGAAUGUGAUUGGACGGCAGUCGUCUCCCUCUUCUUCAUCUUCACUCAACUGGUGUCCGCCGCUUCCUCGCCUGACUUUGUUUUUUGCAACAAAACAAAAACACGUGAUUACGGAAUCCGAAAGACCGCAGAUACAAAUUUUAUUUGUUCCCUGAUUUCAAAUUGCCUCCAAAUAAAAUAAUGCAAAUGCCCUUAAUCUGUUCCAGCCCCCCCCCCCCAAAGAAAAAAAACAUUAAAAAUAAAAAUAAAAAAGUAUGUGUUUUUGGACAAAAUAUCUUACUCAGCCACGUGGUAGCGCAUCAAAACACACAUUCAUAACAUUUUCUCUCCACGUGACCUGGACCGCCAUUGUCCUUCCACUGCAAGGAAACUCGAGGGACGGCUUGACUCUGGAAAAACUCGCAAGUCGAGGCACUCCGAUCUCGAGGCGCCACUGGGCAGUGAUUCUGGAAUAAUGGAUGAUUCCAAAUUCCUGAAUUGCCAUCCAGGUCCACUACCUAAAAAUCCAUGUAUCGUGAUUUGAUCUUAUUUUCUGUGUCACACUUUACGAGUCUCGCUCGCAAUCUCAAUUUAUCAAGUGUCAACAACGCCUUAUGUAUUUUGUUCUCGCAGUUUACAAAUUCGCACUCGGCCCUUUCGUAUGUCGACGGCACAGUUUAGCAAGUCGCACCCGUGCCGUUUGCGUGCACGCAAGAAAUGACUAAAUUGCACUCACGAGAUGAAGCCACCUGUACGACUCAGGAAAUUACGCUUGUGAGAUUUGUCCAAUGCAUGUUACACAAGGCAAGAUGCAAAAUUAGUGUGUCACUUACUAAGUUGCGCUUGCGAUAUUCGAAUACAAUUCAGUUAAUCGAAUUACAAAUCUCACAGUAGAAAAGCCGUACUUGUUUGCGCAUGAUUCGUAAGUCGCUUCCGUGCUUCACGAGUUACGCAAGACGCCAAUUGCGGCGUAACUUACUAAAUUGUGCCCACAAGAUUUUUAAGGUGUGUGCAGUUUACUAAAUGUCACUUGUGAGAUAACGAAAUGCGUGCGACUUACUGCUUUCCUAAGAAGUAAGAUGCGGGUGCGAGUUACUAAGAAGCGCAAGCAAAAUACGUAAUGUUCACGUGCUACUUACUAAGUUGCACUUUUGAGAUUUUUAGGCACUAAAUUGUCCUUGCGAACCGCACGGAUGCGACUUACUAAAUUAUCUUUGUGACAUUCGUAAAAGUUACAAAAUUGUUUGCGCGCCACAUAAAAAACAAAAAAACACAGCUCCCUCGAUGAAGAAAUCCUGACUUGCGAAGAGUGGGCUCUGUGACUCCAUGGCGCCCCCCUGAGGAACAAAAGUGCUUUAGCAAAUUUCCCAAACCAGGAUGGAAGUGGACACACUUUGACGGAACUUUCCGCAGUCGAAAUGCGGCGUUACUGACGGGCGCUUGUGUCCUGGCUAUUUAUGCUUCUUUAGCAAAUUUCUAUUGAUGAUGUGAGAAUAUAAUAUUUUUGAGUCGAGAUGCUUGUUUGGUUGUUUUUUUUGUUUUGUUUUGUUUUGUUUUUUUGGGGGGGGGGGGGGGGGG
This is a messenger RNA of Phycodurus eques (leafy seadragon), 3763 nucleotides long. It is a transcript of the gene nploc4, whose product is annotated as NPL4 homolog, ubiquitin recognition factor. Gene Ontology annotation, cellular component: nucleus. The record is from RefSeq and is a predicted model, not a curated record. Gene Ontology annotation, molecular function: ubiquitin protein ligase binding; ubiquitin binding. The coding region runs from base 143 to 2047 and encodes 634 amino acids. The transcript has 17 exons. NCBI's taxonomy places the organism in Eukaryota, Metazoa, Chordata, Actinopteri, Syngnathiformes, Syngnathidae. Gene Ontology annotation, biological process: ubiquitin-dependent protein catabolic process.